Molecule: messenger RNA, 2124 nt
Organism: Lolium rigidum
Lineage: Eukaryota; Viridiplantae; Streptophyta; Magnoliopsida; Poales; Poaceae
Product: peptidyl-prolyl cis-trans isomerase CYP59-like
Exons: 14
Coding region: 175-1866 (563 amino acids)
Biological process (GO): protein peptidyl-prolyl isomerization
Cellular component (GO): nucleus
Molecular function (GO): peptidyl-prolyl cis-trans isomerase activity; zinc ion binding; RNA binding
Source: RefSeq, a predicted model, not a curated record
GGCCUGUUUCUGGAAAAGGUUAGGGUUGGGAUCGUCCCGGCGUGCAUCCUCGGCGGCGCUCCGCCGGCGCCCGAAUCUCCUCUACCAGCCCGAGCUCCAUAAACCUUCUGUAUUCUCCCCGGACAUCCUACGCCUUCCCCGCCGCCGUUCGGUUGCCGCCGGCAAGGGGCGAAGAUGUCGGUUUUGAUCGUCACAAGCGUGGGCGACAUCGAACUGGAUCUCCACACCGAGCAAUGCCCCCUUACCACCAAGAACUUCCUCAAGCUCUGCAAAAUGAAGUAUUACAAUGGCUGUCUGUUCCACAAGGUGGAGAAGGAUUUUCUGGCGCAAUCUGGGGAUCCGACUGGAACUGGCAGUGGAGGUGAUUCUGUGUACAAGUUUCUUUAUGGUGAUCAAGCUCGAUUUUUUAAUGAUGAAAUCCGACCAGAACUGCGGCAUUCAAAAACUGGCACUGUUGCUAUGGCAAGUGCUGGUGAGAAUUGCAAUGCCUCACAGUUCUACUUCACCUUGCGGGAUGACAUUGACUACCUUGACGAUAAGCACACUGUCUUUGGGCAAGUUGCUGAAGGUGAAAGUUUUGACACACUGACAAAGAUAAAUGAAGCAUAUGUUGAUGAAAGAGGAAGACCAUUUAAGGACAUAAGGAUUAAACACACAUACAUCUUGGAGGAUCCUUUUGAUGAUCCUCCUCAGCUUGCGGAACUUAUUCCUGGGAAUUCUCCAUUAGGAAAACCACAUGAUGAGGUUGCAGAAGAGCGCCUAGAGGAUAGCUGGGUCCCUUUAGAUGAAACAGUGGAUCCUGGUCAGCUUGAGGAGAUGAUUCGCUCUAAAGAAGCACAUGCUAAUGCAGUGAUCCUUGAGAGUGUUGGAGACAUUCCAGAUGCUGAGGUCAAACCACCAGACAAUGUCUUAUUUGUUUGUAAACUCAAUCCAGUGACACAGGAUGAAGAUUUAUAUACAAUCUUCUCACGUUUUGGAACUGUAACAUCAGCUGAAAUAAUUCGUGACUUCAAGACUGGAGAUAGCUUAUGCUAUGCUUUUGUUGAAUUUGAGGCAAAGGAGGCAUGUGAACGUGCAUUCUUCAAGAUGGACAAUUGUCUGAUUGAUGAUCGGAGGAUCCAUGUCGAUUUCAGUCAAAGUGUUUCAAAGCUGUGGGGUCAGUUUAGGCAAAGCAAACGAAAUGCAAAUAAAGAUGGGUGCUUCAAGUGUGGUGCACCAAAUCACAUUGCCCGAGAUUGUGAUCAAGAUGCCGAGCAGAAACCUAAAGGCCCAAAUUACGUCCUGAAAGAUGAAAACACUCAGCGAGGCGUGAAUAACCGUCGAAGUUACGAUUUAGUUUUUGAGGACGAUGCUGCCCAUCAGAAGACAGACCGAAGGAAGGUCCAAAAAGUAGAUGACCGGAGAUCAGAGCUGCCUCCACGCGGCGACCGCGAUAGGAACAGCCGGGAGAGAACUCACAGCGAUGAGAAAGGAAGCAGGCAAGCUAAAGAAGAUGAUAUGGCCCGAGGCCGAGGGGCCCGGAGGCAAGAUGACUACCCCAGUUACAACAGAUCCGGUGAUCGAAGCUCUGGCAGGCCCGAUGACCGUGACUAUGGCAAGCACCAGAGGAGCAGCAGAAACAGGGAUGAUGAUGAUAAUCAAGACUACAAACGGAGAUCAGAGGCUGGUCGAUACGACAGGGAUAAGACUGACGGCGAGCGGCGCCACAGAGAUGAAGACGAUGGCCGCGGAAAGGGCGAUCGCCACAAGAGAGACAAUCGUGACCGUAGGGCACGGAGCCCUGAUACUGAUAGACAUAGAAGAGACGACAGUGGACACCGCGAGGCGAGCAGGCACAGGGAAAGGCGGCACCGAGAUGAUAGAUAGCCUGAUGCUACAUCACUUGUCAGUUUUGCCUCGCCCGUUCUUUAUUUUACAGAGUUGAUGAUGUAGAUCAAAGCGUGUAACUCAGCAUGAAUAGAUGUUGACUGUAUAUGAGAGCUUGAGAAGUUUUCAUUUCUGAAUGUAUCGUUGUGUGGAAUCAGACUAGCCGGGCUGUUGUAGUGUUCAACUGUUUACUCGUCUCCCGUGCACACCAUUCUGUGGUAGAAUUAAUCAUCUAUCUGCAGCGAAAAGUUCUGCUCA